UCACGGCGGCGACGUGAUCGAUUCCCGACGGAAACUGUUUGUUUACGUCGGCGAUGAAGGCGAUGGGAUCGGUAAAGGUUGAGGCUAAGGAGUUGAGGCGGCGAACGGUGAAGAGGUUUGUGGAGGAUUUCGGAUCUGACGAUGGGCCGGGCCGAGAUGCGGUGGAUGAGGCGAUUCGGCACUUGUACUCUCCGGAUCUGAAGGCUGGGUGGGGGAUUCACGUGGUUCAGGAGGUUAAGCUUCUUGCGAGGAAAGAGGAUCGUGGGGGAUUGGAUGUCGCGAUCCAGGAGCUCGUAGAUCUUGGGAUUCAGAGGGAAACGGCAGCUGAAUCUAUUUAUAAGGAGAGAUGCAUUCUGGUGAAUGAUGGGCCGAGUUGGGCGAAAUAUAUGUCCAUCUCCGGCUCUCCUGAGGAUGAGCAUGAUAUCAUAACAUUGCAGUAUACUGAGGAAGGUUUGUUAAGUGUGGAUGAGAAUCAAUGUGGCCAUGCUGCAGCAUUUGGCGAUGACAUUGCCAUUGAAAGCUUGGCAUCUGAAUUCAAGCGAGAGGUGUAUGUGGUUCAAGCCCAUGGAUCAGAUGCUAUGGUUGACGAGGAGAACUGUGUAUUCUUCCUCCCGCAUCGUCCAAGGGGUCAAAUUUGUGGACCUCCAAUCUUUCUUUUCAUGAAGGGCACAGGUGACUACACAUUUUUAUUUUAUUUUGAAUGGUUAUACUCCAUUAGGUAGUUCAUAGUUCUAUCACUUGGUUUUAGUCCCUCUAAGUUGCAUUUGCAUAUAACUUCUGAUGCCUUUGCCUCUCAACCUGCUUAGAUAUAAGAAUUGUUUGUGGUCUGCCAUAGCUGUUACUAAGAAAAGUGGUCAUUGGCUUCUAGAUAUUUUAGACACCACUCCCCUCUGUAAGUUGAGUACAUCAUCACUCAGCGUGUGGAUUCUCUGUCACUGGGUUAUUUGAUCACCUUUAUACGGAAGAAAUUUUAGGCACUUGCACAUCCGGCUCUAAUAUACGAAUGAGUUUAUACUGGAAUUCAUCGUUUACGUUGGAACAUAAGUUGGCAAUCCCUCGUCUUCAUUUGUUCAUACCAAGUAAAUUAAUAUACUUAAGUGGUUAACACCUUGAGGAUUGACUGACUUAAGAUCAUAGCUGUGUAUAUAUUACCUAUAUGCUUUAAAUAUUGGGUCUAUUUUUUUUCCUAGAGACUAGCAGGGUUACAUAUUUUUCUCAUGCAUAACGUUUAUUAUACA
This is a messenger RNA of Asparagus officinalis (garden asparagus), 1238 nucleotides long. RefSeq lists its product as uncharacterized. The record is from RefSeq and is a predicted model, not a curated record. NCBI's taxonomy places the organism in Eukaryota, Viridiplantae, Streptophyta, Magnoliopsida, Asparagales, Asparagaceae. Bases 54 to 722 code for a protein of 222 amino acids. The transcript has 3 exons.